Molecule: messenger RNA, 6154 nt
Organism: Ochotona curzoniae (black-lipped pika)
Lineage: Eukaryota; Metazoa; Chordata; Mammalia; Lagomorpha; Ochotonidae
Gene: NT5DC3
Product: 5'-nucleotidase domain containing 3
Exons: 15
Coding region: 1-2079 (692 amino acids)
Molecular function (GO): 5'-nucleotidase activity
Source: RefSeq, a predicted model, not a curated record
AUGGAGGCAGAUAUUGCGGUGGGGCGUGGCCCCCGGGACUCUGCAGUGGUGGUGCUCUUCAACUUUAUUGGGGGUCCUACAUGCUUGGUGUCGUCUCACUUGUGUGGGGUGGGAGGGGAGAAGAGGAGCUGCGUCCCGUUAUGGAGAACGGACCUGGAUGGAUCCAAGCUCAGGGGAUGUCCCAACCUGGCCCGCGUGACCCACAGGAACUGCAGCCUGCAAAGAGGUCACCUUCUGCAGCCAGGGCGAGGCGGGGACACUGCCGGGCGGUCAGAGUUGGAGGACGGCCUCGGAAGGCCCCGCCCCGCGGCCCCCGGUGGGCGGGGCCGCCCUGCCACGUGCUCCGACGCAGGGUUCCGCCCUCCGGCCGGACUGAGCUUCUGGAACGCCGGCCGGCCCCGCGGCGUCUCUCACAGCUCGGCGGCGGACGGCUCGGCUACGGCGGCGAGCAUGGCAGCGGCGGCGGCCCGCGGGGUUGGGGCGAGGGCGGCGGCCGCCUUGAGGGGCGGCUGCGGGGUUGUGGGGCGCGGGCGGCCGCAGGCGGCCACCACCCGGCCCUUAUGCACUGCCCCCGGGGCCGCCCCGGACAUGAAGAGCUACCUGUGGGAUCGCUACCGGGAAGCGAAGCGGAGCACGCACGAAUUGGUUCCUUCAGUUAUGAGCAACUUGUUGAAUCCAGAUGCCAUUUUCUCGAACAAUGAAAUGAGCCUGUCGGAUAUUGAGAUCUAUGGCUUUGAUUAUGACUACACCCUGGUGUUUUAUUCGAAGCACCUGCACACACUGAUAUUUAAUGCUGCUCGGGACCUUCUCAUCAAUGAACACCGGUACCCUGCAGAGAUCCGGAACUAUGAGUAUGACCCCGACUUUGCCAUCCGUGGACUGCACUACGAUGUCCAACGGGCGAUCCUGAUGAAGAUUGAUGCAUUUCAUUAUAUCCAGUUGGGAACGGUCUACAGAGGCCUCAAUGUGGUCCCUGAUGAAGAGGUCAUUGAAAUGUACGAGGGGUCCCAUGUGCCCUUGGAGCAGAUGAGUGACUUCUAUGGCAAGAGCUCGCACGGGAACACCAUGAAACAGUUCAUGGACAUCUUCUCCCUGCCAGAGAUGACACUCCUAUCAUGUGUGAAUGAGUACUUCCUGAAGAACAACAUUGACUAUGAGCCUGUGCACCUGUACAAAGAUGUCAAGGAUUCCAUCCGGGAUGUGCACACCAAAGGGAUCAUGUACCGGGCCAUAGAAGCUGAUAUUGAGAAGUAUAUCUGCUAUGCUGAGCAGACCCGUGCUGUGCUGGCUAAGCUGGCAGACCAUGGCAAGAAGAUGUUCCUCAUCACCAACAGCCCCAGCAGCUUCGUGGACAAAGGCAUGAGGUACAUCGUGGGCAAGGACUGGAGGGACCUGUUUGAUGUGGUCAUAGUUCAGGCGGAGAAGCCCAACUUCUUCAAUGAUAAGCGGAGACCUUUCCGGAAAAUGAAUGAGAAAGGUGUCCUACUCUGGGAUAAAAUCCACAAGUUGCAGAAGGGCCAGAUUUACAAGCAGGGCAAUUUAUAUGAGUUUCUGAAGCUCACCGGAUGGCGAGGCUCCAAGGUGUUGUAUUUUGGAGAUCACAUAUACAGUGACCUGGCGGACCUGACCCUGAAGCAUGGCUGGCGAACUGGCGCCAUCAUCCCGGAGCUAAGAUCCGAGCUCAAAAUCAUGAACACGGAGCAGUAUGUGCAGACCAUGACCUGGCUGCAGACCUUGACUGGGUUAUUGGAGCAGAUGCAGGUUUACAGAGAUGCAGAGUCACAGCUGGUUCUGCAGGAGUGGAAGAAGGAGCGUAAGGAGAUGAGAGAAAUGACCAAGAAUUUUUUCAAUGCCCAGUUUGGAAGCUUGUUUCGCACAGAUCAGAACCCCACCUACUUUCUGAGGCGCCUGUCCCGAUUUGCCGACAUCUACAUGGCUUCGCUGAGCUGUCUCUUGAACUACGAUGUAAGCCACACGUUCUACCCCCGGCGGACUCCGCUGCAGCAUGAGAUCCCCGCCUGGUCUGACAUGCCGGCUGCCUGCAGAGCCCCGCUCCUGCACGAGGCCCAGGCCAAGUAACCACACUCCCGCCUUCUGGAAAGGGCCAGAAGUGGUGGUGACCCCACAUUGGGACGGCAUGACCAGGUUGGCUUUGUGUGGGUCUGAGUUGCUUUUGGAAAAGAUACCUGUAUGCCAUUUGACCUUGACUUGGUACCUUAUGGAGAAUACCCUGCAGACAGGAGCUCUCAGUGUGCUGGUUGCAUCUCCCUCCACUCUUGAGGCUGAAGGGCAGACUUCACAUGGAAAACCCUGACCCAGCCUUUUGGUUCACCAGGGUCCAAGAACGGACAUCAGGUUACCUGGGUGAGCUGAACCCGCUCGCUGCAUCUGUGUAUUCCGGCAAGUCGAGAGCGAACACUGUUCUCACUUCCACCGUGGAAUGACUGCUGCACAUCUGCAGGCGGUGCAUGAGGGCCCGCAGGGUCCCAAGGCUACACAGAUGUGCGGUGGGUGCUCUAAAUGCUGAAGAGCCAGUGAGCUGUACCAUGGGCACGUGCCCCAGAAGGUGGCAGAGGUGAGCUCCAUGCUGUGUGACCCUAAGGUGUUGUGGUCCUUUGCAUCACAUGAAGAGAACUCUACGUCCCUGGAAGGACUUUGCUCGAGAAAAAGCAAGAACCCUUUGUCCUCAGCGUGUGCUUUCUGUGCCAGCCUCCACACGGGGAGGUGGGACCAGGGGUACAGGUUGACCCAUUCCCCAGGCAGGGGAAUGGAGGAGGUGAGACUCAGCAGAGCCAGAAACCCUGCAUGAAGCCUCCCAAUGCCUAGCACACCUGUACCUCCCUCCCACGUGCUGGCUUCAUGUACUUAUUGGAGGAGGCAAAAUGAAACGGGAAAACAUCAAUGGGAUGAAACCCAGCACCAUCCUGCAGCAGCCGCUGGGUUAAGUUGGAGUCUUCUGCAGCUAAGGGGCACAUUCCCUGAAAACACAGGCAUUCCCUGAAACCAUCCUCAACCAGAAGUGAAGCAAGGGGCCUGCUUCCCAUCCGUGGAAGCAGGGAAUGAGGCUGCCGACCUGGAGCUAUCUCUCUGCCUCUUCUCUCAGCUUUGUUUCCUGUCGGGUGCAAGUGGCUCUGUGGGAGCUGGGGAGAGGAUGUGGGACAUUGAAGCCGAUGGUUAGAUCUGAUGUAGCUGACUGAGCGCUUCCCAUUUCUCAUGCAAGUGGUGAAUGUUCCUUUUGUUUUCAAUUUUAGAGAAGAAUCCUUUAUCAUGUCAGUAUCCUUCAACAGAGUUUCUGUGUUCUCAGUGGGCCGGUGGAGUGCCUGCUGCUGUCAGUUUAUGGUGCUGUUGAUAAUGUUGUCAUUGCAUUUGCUGUGUGUAUACUUCUGCUCAGAUGAGUCUCAUCUCCAGUUGCUGAAUUGCAUUUUAAACCUUUGCUGGGAUGUGUUUUCUUUGAAGAAUGAUCAGAGCUAAAGGGGGCUUGGUUAUGGAGAGUGCUUGCCUAUUGAGCCUUUGUAUUGUGCUAAAUGUAUUGUUGUCAGGCUAACUUGGCAUUCCACAGGCUACCUGCCAAAACACAGCAGCUGGAGGAGUGCUGUGGCAUCUUCAUAAUGCUUCUUUGUGGGAGUGUCCUUGUGGCAUUUUGUUGUGUUGAAUUAUAAUGGAGUAGGUAACUCUUAAGACCCAAGUAGGUCCCCUCUUUUCUUCUAAUCCAGGGAGGGAUAAUAAGUCCAAUGGUCUGUUUUGGGUUUGGAACUGAACAGGCAUCUUAUUUGCUGCUUGUUGGCUCCUGGGUGCCCCAGUCCUUGGAGGGUGUCGGAGGCUGACAUGUCAUGGGUGCAGGUGUUGCGGGUUGCUGCUCAGUGGCAUAGUCCAACAGGCGCUCUGGGCUUGUCAUUUCUUCUUUGGAGAAGCAGUGUAAAGUGUGUAGACUUUGCCUAAAAACCAACUCAGUUUGGUAUUAAAUUAGAUAUUCUUCUGUGGUUCGCUUUGUGCCAGUUACAGGGUGUUUUGUUUACUUUUAAGAAGUAGAACUGCCUUGAAAACCUGUGUUCAGGGUGGGUGAACUCAGCCAACUCCCAGGCAUGAGGAAUGGAUUUUCCAAUAUAUUCCCUAAUGGAAGCACUGCAGCCUGCAGGCCACUGAGCUCAGCAGAAGCCUGGCAGAGGCCUGGCACCUUACUGUUACUGUGUGGUAACAGUACAGGGCCCAGCAGCACCAUCCCCACAGCGGGCACUGCCACAGCGCCGCUUGUUGUGGGGCCGACUGUAGUCAGGACAUCCUAGUGUGCCACUCUCAGGCCCCUCAGCUGGCGUCUGUCCCACCACACUGGAUGCCACAUUAUUUCCAGGUCAUUUGCUGGUGGUGAGCACGCUGGGGGGAAGUAUGUUGGGUAACAGAAAUGUUUUCUCCCACUUAACAAUAUCAAUCUGGAAAGUAAAGCAUGCAGUUGGUUUGACCAUUUAAAAAAUUACUGUUUUGAACAUUGCUUAGGCUGAUUUUAUAAGAAUCGUGUGAAUACAUUCAAGCUUUGAGUGUGGUCCCUGCCAGCUAUGAUGGUCUAGCGCCCUUGGCAGGGGCUUGCAGACUGAUUUUCUGAAAUUGCUUUUAUGCUGAAACCUGAGUUUUAAUAUAUUUUAGGUGUUCCACCUUUCUUCCUAACAUCUCUUAAAAUUUUCAUCAUUAUUCGUACCAUGUGGCAUAUACCGCAUGCGCUGGACUCAUGCGUAUCUCUCAGACUAAAUUGCUAGUUGCUUUGAAUUCAUCGGGCCUCUUAAUUACUGCAGAGGAGAAACAAAAAGCCAUCUUGCCUGCUGUGUAAUUUAGGUUUGGAUGAACUGAAUGGCUUUUCCUCUUCUCUCCUCUCCAAAGGCCUAUUAAGUAACGGAGAGGAUGUGAAAUACUGAAACUGAUUUCCACUUUGGCACCCGCUCAUUUGCUGCCAAAGACCCUCUUGGGGCCCUUGGCUAGGAGGCUCUUGGACUAAAUAGGACUGACACAGGGUCCUGUGAUUGCUGUAGUAAACAGAGAAUCUAUGCUUUGUCCUCUUAAUUCAUUUUGUACCUUCUUUUUUCUUUGCUUUAGCAUUUGGGAGCUUAGGUCAAAAUUCAGCUGAGCUCUGACAUCACCAAUGGGCUACGGAAAGGGAGGGGAAGGGAGCAAAAUUCCUGACAUAUCUGGGAUUGGCAUUGGCAAACUUGUUCCUGUAAAGGGCCAGUUAGGAAGCCAUGUGGGCCAUCCAUUGGCUGCUGCUGCUUCUCCAGCGAUGGCCGUGCUGUGCUCCAGCACAACUUGACCGGACCGUGACAGGCUAUGGGCUGCCCUUGAUCUUGGGCUGUGGCUUGCCAGCCUGCUGUGCUGAGCGAGAUUCCUUUGACGAUCAUGUGCAGGUGAAUGACCUCACAGAUGCGAUGCAGGGAGUAGAAAGUAGUGUGCCAGGUUCCCUUCAGAGCCACAUUCUGUGUGUGGCCAGUGGUGACCUUUUGUGUCUCCAGCGUGUGUCCUUCUUGCUUGGUUGCAUAUUCUUGAGCUAUGGGGCCCAGGGUUUUGUCAAUUGGAUAAACUUCUUGUUGUCCUCGUUUGUAAUUGUACUGCUCCUGGGGGCUGCUGGGAAGGUUGCUGGCUGACCCCUGCAGCUGGCGAUCCUCUUGGGGAGCUUGCUGGGUGGAAGAGCCCUCCCUCACCUCAAGUUGUGCCCCUUUCCUGGAGCAGCCCUGACUGCUCCAUGGGACUCUGGAUGCCAGUCCCUACCCCCGCCUGCUCUAAGAGUGCUCCCUGUGGGGUCUGUCUGCAGCCCAGCCCCUACACUCCGCUGUCCUUCCUUCCUUCCUUUCCCCUUUCCAGGUGGCGAUCUGAGCAGCAGUCCCUGGAAGCCCUCGUGCACAGCGGCUGCAUCUCAGCCCUCACUGAGCCCGCUGUGCAAUUGCGUGGGCAUCCCUGCCUUCCUGUCUGUAUAGAUGUGGGCUCUGACUUCGGGGACUGUCCUGACCAUUGGGUGGAAUGACAGAUUGUACUUGUGCAACAUCCAGCACAAUACAUGCAGAUUAGGUAGCUGAACUAUUUAUUCUGAAUGUGAAUUUGCUAUUUAUUCUGAAUGUUGAUUUCAUGUGUUGUGAUAAUGAGCUUAUUGCCAAUAAAAGUUUGCACCGUGUUGUUG